Molecule: messenger RNA, 462 nt
Organism: Cricetulus griseus (Chinese hamster)
Lineage: Eukaryota; Metazoa; Chordata; Mammalia; Rodentia; Cricetidae
Source: RefSeq, a predicted model, not a curated record
UUCUGGGAAGUCAUGGCGUCACUCAACAGUAAAACUGUGGUCUGCGUGAUCUGUUUGGAGAAGCCCAAAUACCGCUGCCCAGCUUGCCGCGUGCCCUACUGCACUGUCACUUGUUUCCAGAAGCACAAAGAGCAGUGCAACCCGGAAACCCGUCCUGUUGAGAACAGAACAGUGGCUCCGGUGAAUAUAGGGUCUGAGGAAAACAAAGAUGAUGACUCCUCUAUAGCUGACUUCCUCAAUAGUGACGAGGAAGAAGACAGAGUGUCUCUGCAGAAUUUAAAUUUAAGUGAGUCUGCAACUUUAAGAAGUUUAUUGCUCAACCUGAGACAGCUGAUGGUUAACCUUGAUCAGGGUGACAGCCAAGCAAAGCUGAUGAAAGCCUGCAUGCAGGAGCCUUUGUUUGUGGAGUUUGCAGACUGCUGUUUAAGAAUCGUGGAACCAUCCCAGAAAAGGGAUUCUUGA